GAGAGAGCAGCAGGGCAGGGCGCCGAGGGUGGGUUGUCGGCUGCUGCUGUCGCUGCUGUCGCGGUCGGAGCCGGCAGGAUGAAGCAGGGCCCCGGAAAACUAGGCGGGAAGCCCCGUGUCAACGGCUGCAGCCUCACCCAGAACGGCGGCCUGAAGAACGGCGGCCUGAAGAACGGCUACGUGCGAGGCGCUGCCGACGCCCACAGCCAGAAUCAUCACAUUGCCCACAAUGGAGCCUUGUAUAAACGACCCUUCAAUGAAGCUUUUGAGGAAACUCCAAUGCUGGUUGCGGUGCUGACUUAUGUAGGCUAUGGUGUCCUCACCCUUUUUGGAUAUCUUCGAGACUUUUUGCGGUACUGGAAAAUUGAGACAUGUCAUAAUACAACAGACAGAGAAGAACAGUUGGAUUUUGUCCCUUUGUACCAGGAUUUUGAGAACUUCUAUACUAGGAAUCUGUACAUGCGCAUUAGAGAUAGCUGGAACAGACCAAUCUGCAGUGUUCCUGGAGCCAGGGUAGACAUGAUGGAGCGGGUUUCCCAUGACUACAACUGGACCUUCAAGUACACAGGGAAAGUGAUAAAAGAUGUAAUUAACUUGGGGUCCUACAACUAUCUUGGAUAUGCACAGAACAAUGGACCUCUCAGAGAGUCAGCAGCUAAAGUUCUAGCACAGUAUGGAGCUGGAUCAUGCAGCACAAGGCAAGAAAUGGGAAACUUGGACAAACAUGAGGAGCUAGAAAGAUUAGUGGCUAGAUUCCUUGGUGUAGAUCAUGGAACAGAUAUGUGUAACUGCAUGGAUGAACAAUCCGAGAACGGCUGCUUAAUACUGAGCGAUGAGUUGAACCAUGCAUCUCUUGUACUAGGAGCAAGGCUUUCAGGAGCAACUAUCAGAGUCUUCAAACACAAUAAUAUGCAGAGCCUGGAGAAACUGCUCAAAGAUGCCAUUGUAUAUGGACAACCUCGCACACACAGGCCCUGGAAAAAAAUUCUCAUUGUUGUUGAAGCUAUAUACAGCAUGGAGGGAUCCAUAGUCCGUCUACCGGAAGUAAUUGCACUUAAGAAAAAGUACAAGUCAUACCUGUAUCUUGAUGAAGCUCAUAGUAUAGGAGCAGUGGGUCCCUCUGGCCGGGGUGUGGUGGAGUAUUUUGGACUUAACCCGCAGGAUGUGGACAUUAUGAUGGGGACAUUCACCAAGAGCUUUGGAGGUGCUGGAGGAUACAUUGGAGGCAAGAAGGAGCUGAUAGAUUACCUUCGUGUCCACUCUCAUAGUGCAGUUUAUGCCACAUCCCUAUCUCCUCCGGUAGUGGAGCAAAGCAUCACAGCAAUGAAGAGUGUUAUGGGUGAAGAUGGCACAACAAUUGGCAAGCAGAGGAUACAGCAGCUGUCUGAAAACACCAAGUAUUUCCGAAGGCGGCUUAAGAAAAUGGGUUUCAUCAUCUAUGGAAAUGAAGACUCUCCUAUUAUACCUUUGAUGCUGUAUAUGCCUGCAAAAAUUGGAGCAUUUGGGCGAGAGAUGUUGAAAAGGCACGUAGCUGUUGUUGUUGUGGGGUUCCCUGCCACUCCAAUAAUUGAAUCCAGAGCCAGAAUUUGUUUAUCGGCAGCUCAUACCAGAGAAAUACUUGACAUUGCUUUAAAGGAAUUAGAUGAAGUUGGAGACCUCUUGCAAAUAAAAUAUUCCCGUCACCGAUUGGUACCUCUCCUUGACCGGCCUUUCGAUGAGACUACAUAUGAAGAGACAGAAGACUGAAUUCUCCCUCUGUGUCCUGUGGAGUUUGCUCCUCUAUAACAAGACUCUUGUAUGGUUCUGAGGCCAAGGUUUUUGAACCAAGCACUCACUUACUGCUUUAGCAUAUAAACAGUGACUUUUUACUUGCACAACUGAAGUAGCUACAGGAGCUCAAAAUUGUGUUUUGUAUGUGGCAAAGCAAAAUCUGGCUUUUAUUCCUAUCGCUUCAGGGUCUUGCCAUUGGAAAGUGCAUGGCUCUAACAUGCUGCUUUCUUAUUUAUUUGUCACAGUGACAUCACGGUGGCCAUAGCUGCAGUGGGUAUGUUACCUGUCAUGCUGCCAUGUGGACAUUGUGAGUGUGUCUUAGGAAGCUACAGUGCUUCUGUCACAACAUUUCCAGAUUCAUGCCCAAAAUCUACCCACGUUGGGAGUGCAAGACCUUUCAUUUUCAGUCAGGACUUAUGAGGAGAUUGUUGGCUGCUAACUUAAAUAUAUUUAACAAGAAAUAA
Molecule: messenger RNA, 2234 nt
Organism: Gekko japonicus
Lineage: Eukaryota; Metazoa; Chordata; Lepidosauria; Squamata; Gekkonidae
Gene: SPTLC2
Product: serine palmitoyltransferase long chain base subunit 2
Exons: 13
Coding region: 79-1746 (555 amino acids)
Biological process (GO): sphingosine biosynthetic process; ceramide biosynthetic process
Cellular component (GO): serine palmitoyltransferase complex
Molecular function (GO): pyridoxal phosphate binding; serine C-palmitoyltransferase activity
Source: RefSeq, a predicted model, not a curated record